This is a messenger RNA of Trichosporon asahii var. asahii CBS 2479, 2811 nucleotides long. RefSeq lists its product as uncharacterized. The transcript is spliced from 4 exons. The coding region runs from base 1 to 2811 and encodes 936 amino acids. Gene Ontology annotation, biological process: regulation of transcription by RNA polymerase II; DNA-templated transcription. Gene Ontology annotation, cellular component: chromatin. Lineage: Eukaryota; Fungi; Basidiomycota; Tremellomycetes; Trichosporonales; Trichosporonaceae. The record is from RefSeq and is a predicted model, not a curated record. Gene Ontology annotation, molecular function: zinc ion binding; DNA-binding transcription factor activity, RNA polymerase II-specific; RNA polymerase II cis-regulatory region sequence-specific DNA binding.
AUGCCCGCUGCUCGCAAAGGAGACGGAAAACCAGCCACCUUUGGGUGUGCCUACGAAGGAUGCGGUCAGACUUACAGCCGUAUGGAGUAUUUGAAGCGGCACCAGAGAAAACACCAGGACGAACGUCCGUUCCAGUGCAAAGACUGCUCCAAGGCAUUUGCCCGUAGCGAUGUUCUCCUGCGUCACCGUCGCAGAUGCCAUCCUACCCCGCCGCCACGCGACCGCUCACCGCACUCGCCCAUGCCCCCUGUGCGUGCCCACCCCUCUGUGCCUAUCUCUUCCUCGCGUACAUCGGAACGCGAAGCUUCCCCCGCCCGCGCUGGCCGCAAGCGUGCUUCCGAGAACACCGAAAACGAGCCUGCGAGCUCGAGGCCUCGUUUAUCACCGGGCGAGGAAGACGAUGACCGAUUCGACUCACGGUUCUCCCGCAACGGAAUGGGCAACGGCGGCGUCUACGGUGUCUCCAAUUAUUACGGAAACAACCCGGUUUCCACCGAUGGCGACUACACAUCGGGUAUCCUGCCAAUGUUCAACGGCGCCAACAACGCCUUCCACAACAUGCAUGAUCCCAAUCACCUAGAGGAUGCGUCUGUGCUGCUGUCGAUGGCCUACCCUGGUGGUGUCCCCGGGUCCGACGCCAGCCCGACUAUCGGUAUGGUGCUGGGGGAGACCGGCGGUGCGGAGGAGACCGCCGCUGCGGCCACCACCAAGACAGACGACGCGAACGACAACAACGAGGCAACUGUUCCUACCUCCGAGAAUGAGGCCGACUCUGCCAAGUCGGGUUUUGAUUCGGGCGCCGUCGAGAACCCGGCUCGGCCGGCGGCGCCGGGAGCUGUGCUGCCCGAGUCGAUGGGGAACCUGGACGGAUCGAUUAACUGGCUCAAUGCCAGUGGUCAGGAUGGAGGCGACGCCUCGAACUGGCUCUCAUCGGACUCGUCUCGUCCCCUGUCACCCUUCAACAUGACCAACCUCUUCAACUCGUCCUCGUUCAACCUGUUGUCUAACGAAACAACUGCAAUGGCGAUCGCCGCAGCGGCUGCGGCUGCCACGGCGGGUGUCAGUCCGAACACCACCAACUCUGAGGGCGAGCAGCAGCAGAACCAGAACCAGCAACAGCAACAGACGCAGCAGCAGCCGCAAAGGAACGUGAACGACGUUGUCGCCAGGAUUCUUGAGCAGCUCGCCAUGAACGAUGUGCCCGAGACGAGGGCCAACCCAAACCCCGAGCGCCCGCUCCUCCGUCUCGCCAACAAAGAGAUCGUGAUUCGUGGAGGAUCAGAGACCCCUCAGUCCUCCAGAUUCUACCUUCCCGCCGACCGCUUCGCUGGUUGCUACCAGAUCCCCCACUGGGGCCUUCCCCCUCUGCGCACGCUGUCUCUGAUGGCCGCGCGCACGUACUACACUGUCCUGAACCACUGCUCGUUUGUCCAUGAGCCGACAUUCCAGCUGAUCGACACUGCCGCGUGUCUCGCUUUUGCCAUCUGUACCGUCGGAGGAAUCCGUCCGAGCGGACGCAACCUCGCCCUCGCUGCGGCAUCCAAGUCUACAACUCAGGACAGGCUGCUCGACUCUGCCUGGGAGGGCGUCUUCAACGAUUAUGGCAACUUUGGUGUUGGAGUCGAUCCGGAGGAGGAGGAAGACCGCCGCCGUGUCGAAGAGUGGGAGGGCGGCCAGAUUGUGCGCCACGAGAAGACCAACAUGCUUGUCAAGUCAUUCUCGCUCGCCAAGGGCGUGCUCAUGUCCGAGUACAAUGUCGCUCUCCUCCAGGCCCUCAUCCUCUACCACGCUCCGUACUUCCUCUCGGAGCACGAGCACGAGCGCCGUCAGGCCAACAUGUUCCUCGCCACGAUCGUGAACAUUACGCGCCAGAUUGGCUUCUUCUCUACGGACGAAGACCACGUGAAGCCCAACACGAUUCUGCCCACCAUCCCCUUCUCGCCCUUGGAGCUUACCUCUGCCUGGAAGCGCUGGGUGCACCUCGAGUCCCGGCGGCGAACGGCCUUCCUCGUGUACCACCUGGACACGGUGUCCGCUCUCGAGUCCAACUUUGGCCCGGCGAUCAUUCACCCGUCAGAGGUUGCGCAUAUCCCUCUCCCCGCCCCGGAUAGCGUGUGGAAGGCCAGCUCCGCUGAGGAGUGGUACCGUGCGUGCCAGUCGUGGCGUCCGAUGACGCUCGACGAGGCGAUGCGCCGGACGUUUGACCUUCCCCCCUCUGGACCCCUGGACGAGGCGCCGAAGGGCUUGGCGCUGGACCCGAAUCUCCUCCACGACGGAGAGUGCGGUGCGUUUGCGCGCACCGCGAUCAUCAUGACGCUGCUGCGCGGCAUCAUGGACCUGGGCGAGGGCCGCCGCUCGCACGGCGACUGGCGCGACCUGACUGACCUGUGGAUCUCGGCCAACCACCUGCGGCCGAGCAAGGUGUGCCUGUCCGCCGAUGGUUUCCCAAUCGGCCAGUGCAGUCCGGAGGCGCUGCGCGCGCGUUUCAGCCUGGGGCUGCAGCGCUGGCGUGCCGGAUGGGACGCGGACCCGAGCUGCGUCCAGCAGGCGUCGUCUCCCGCGCCGUCCAUCCCAACCCCCGCCGCCAGCACGCCCGGCACCGUCAGCGAUACGGCGAGCAGCACCAAGGGCGCCCCGCGCCCCGUGUACUGCGAGGAGGCGCUGCCAUUCUACGUCCUCUCCAACUCGCUCAUGGAGGUGCUCGCGGGCCAGCCGCCGACGUCGCGGCCAGGGUUCAACGCCUUCGCCAACGUCAAGUACGACCAGAUGCUGAAUGCGAGCCGCAUUCUGGCGCGUGCGGGCGAGAUUUAG